This is a messenger RNA of Nomia melanderi (Alkali bee), 1509 nucleotides long. The record is from RefSeq and is a predicted model, not a curated record. NCBI's taxonomy places the organism in Eukaryota, Metazoa, Arthropoda, Insecta, Hymenoptera, Halictidae.
UCGAAGGCGACGCUAGAAGUUUCGAAGCAUCUGCAGGAGUGAUGUUGCUGCCGCUUAAAGUGUGAAGAAAGUGUGAAAAAGUGGUUUAUUACGAGAAAAUUCGUUGGAAAUGUCGUCAUUAGGAAUCAGCGGAACGCGAUCGUAUAAAAUUCGAUCGACUUAGUAUAUAUUUAGUGCGUGAUGUUGCUGGAUUCGAAAACCGUCCCCGGCGUCCCUCGCCGAGCGCCUAUAAAUAGCGAGCUGCAACGACGGAUCCGCGAAACUCGAGAGGGAGGGAGAGCCAACAUCGUUGAACGAGGGUUAAGGUAUAACGGUAGCCAAUUUACGCUGCUCGAAUCGAAGAGGAGCCCGCCUAAAAAGAUGCACCGUGGAGCGUCACUCGACACGAUUCCCUUUGAGAACGGUUCUAUACGUAUAUAUGUAAUAACGACCAGGAACACAGGCUCCUAAAAAGUGAACCACGAAGAAGACGAACGGCAUCGAGCAGCUAAUUGUCGAACGAGGCUGUGUUCCUGCGCAUCGAAGCGUAACGCGUUGAACGAGGUCACUGUUUUCUGCAAACGCUUCGCCGGGUUUGAACGAUGCAGACGCAAUGGAAAUGAAGGAGCCCGGCGUCCUCGAUCGGCCGCGAAAUUUCGCUUACGAUGCUCCCCGCCACGUGAUGUGGGAUGACGUGAUCGGAGAACCGGAAGGAAUACGCAGCCCGGAGUGCGCGUGGCGUCUCAGCGGCCACUGCUUCCGGCUGUCCAGAGGAUGCUGUUACGUGCUGCUGUCGGUUCUCAUCGCGCCUCUGCUCGCCCUUUGCUUCGGCUUCACCUUCGCCUGCCUCUCGUUUCAGCACAUAUGGUGUGUGGCCCCCUGCCUCCGUGUCUGGAAAAUCACGUUCGCGGCCAUGAGAAAUUUUCUCGCCACGGUGACGCAAGCCGUCGUGCGGCCGGUGAUGGACUCCCUGGGCUACAUGUUCCACAAUAUACGCGUGUACAAUCAAAAGCUGCCGGACGGCCCGCACAAGAAGGACGAUCUUCUGGUGGUGUGAACGGUGGUGUGUUCUUCUUGGUCGUUCAAGUGCCUCUGAGUGUUUCUCAUCGUCGUCAUCCAAGUGCCUUCACGCGAAUAAUAAUGAUCGGGCUAAAGGUGUUCGUGUAUUUAGCGUGUACACACGAACGACCGAGCAUUCUAAUUUGUCGGUUUAUUCGAACGAUUAGAGUCUCGUGAAACAUCUGGUCUGAAUUAGUUUGAGAAUGACUGCAAUUUACAAUUCACCGUCGACUAUAUUGAAUUUGACGGGACGAUCUUUUGAAUCGUUGCAGUAUUAACCCUUUGCCCUGUGGUGAAGAUUUCAAGUAGAAUUUAAUGAACACGAAUGUUAUUCAGUUCGUUUGAAUGCGAGUUAGAUGUUAUUCCUCUGUUGUCGAUGAUUAUACCUUAGAGCACACGUUGACGUAGAAUAAGAGAUUUUCUCUUAUUUUCGAUAAAUUAACCCUUUGAACUCUGUCGGCUACAAUAUUG